This is a messenger RNA of Conger conger (European conger), 1161 nucleotides long. RefSeq names its product popeye domain-containing 2-like. Gene Ontology annotation, cellular component: sarcolemma. Gene Ontology annotation, molecular function: cAMP binding. Lineage: Eukaryota; Metazoa; Chordata; Actinopteri; Anguilliformes; Congridae. The record is from RefSeq and is a predicted model, not a curated record. The transcript has 3 exons. The coding region runs from base 1 to 1005 and encodes 334 amino acids.
AUGUCGGGGGGGAACUGGUCUGUGCUGGGGGGCUCGGUUUGGGGGCCCCCGCCCUGCCAGGACUGGGCACCGCGGACGGAGGACGGGCUGUACCAGCUGGGCAGCGCGCUGCUCUCUCUGGGGCUGAUGGGGGGCAGUGGGCCGGCGGGGGGGCUGUACCUCUUCAGCCUGCUGCUGGGGGGCUUUGUGUGCCAGGCGCUGUGGGGGGGGCUGUCGGUGUGCGGGGGGGACGUGCUGACGUGGGCCGCCCUGCAGGGGGCGCUGUGCCUGUUCAGGGUGGGGGGGCUGGCCCUGCGGCUGCUCCGGGCCCCCCUCCCGCACGGCGAGCUGGGGGAGCUGUACCGCGCCCUGUUCCGGCCCCUGGGGGCCACACCGGCUGAGUUCCGCCCUGUCGUCGAGGCGUCUGGGACACGCGUGUGGACGCUGCACGAGGGAGACGCCUACGCCCUGGAGCAGGCCACGCCCAUCGACCAGCUCUCCCUCCUGCUGUCCGGGAGGGUGCGGGUGUCUCUGGAUGGUCAGUUUGUUCAGUAUAUUUUCCCCUUUCAGUUCCUGGACUCACCUGAGUGGGAGGCUCUGCAGCCCACAGAUGAGGGAACCUUUCAGGUGACCCUGAUGGCUGAGACGGACUGCCGCUACGUGGCGUGGCGGAGGUGUAAGCUCCAGGCGCUGCUGGAGAGGGAUCGCUACCUCGGCCGCAUCUUCGCCGUGCUGCUGGGCAACGACAUCGCCGACAAGCUCUACGCACUCAACGAGCGCCUCUUCAUCAAGCACGGCCUCAUCCUCGACAUCCGCCUGCCCGGCCUCUACUUCAGCCUGGAGGGCCGCGAGCCCGCCUCUGGCCCCGCCCCCGCGCCUGGCCCCGCCCCCGCCUCUGGCCCCGCCCCCGCCUCUGGCCCCGCCCCCGCCCCUGCGCAUGGUCCCGCCCCUGGCCCCGCCCCGGCCCCGCCCCCACUUGCUGACCGCCGUGACCAUGCGAACUCGCCCAGUCCCCCAGGACCUUAGUGGCACCUGCCUGCUUCUGUGACUCAAGAGAACCAAGAGAGAGAGGGCCCCCACCUGCCAAUCAACACAACCAUAUAAAUAAAAUAAAAUACAGAAUGUUUCUCAGUGAAAAUAUUCACAUAUUGUUUCUAGUAUUAAUAAUGUGUUUUCCCAUUA